This is a messenger RNA of Sodiomyces alkalinus F11, 1618 nucleotides long. RefSeq lists its product as hypothetical. Lineage: Eukaryota; Fungi; Ascomycota; Sordariomycetes; Glomerellales; Plectosphaerellaceae. The record is from RefSeq and is a predicted model, not a curated record. Bases 118 to 1563 code for a protein of 481 amino acids. The transcript is spliced from 3 exons.
UCUUUUCUUCUCCAUACUUCUUUCGAGCUAUCCUCGGCUUCUUCCUCUCUUUAUACCAUCCUUUCGAGUUUCUUUCCCCUUUUUGGACACGUACCAUCAAGACACUACGAUUCAACCAUGAAGUACCAGAAUUCCAUCGCCGUGACGGCUGUUCUCGCCUGGCUAGCCGCCGCCGAGGUGCCCCAGGAACACUCGCACCGCAAAUACCUGAUAGCCGUCAAUGAGCUCCUGGAACUCAACAACCCCUUCAACAUCGUCGACUCCGUCUUCGGCUUCCUCGGGAACGCGGCGGCCGCCGACGGCGCAGGCGAUGUCACCGACCUCGACUGCCUGCAGCAGAUCACCGCCGACUCGGCCUUCACCGCCGCCAAGGAGGCCGGCGAUAUAGACGGCAUGGCCAGCGCCCUCAUCUUCCGCGCCCUCGAGCGUAAUACCUUGCAGGUCGGACUGAGGAGCGUUCUUUGCAACGAGACGGCCGUCAACCCGGAGAUCGACGCCAUCUCCCAGCACCAGGACCCGGCCGCUGAGAAUGCGGCCGAGGAGAACAAGGCUAUCACCCUUGCCUUGGCUCAGCAGCUCGCCCUUAUCGGGGCUGAUCCAAUGCUCGCCCUCGAGUCGGGUACUUUCCCUCCUGGCGAGAUCGGCGACCCUACUGCUGCUGGCAACACUUGCAACGAUGAGACGGACGAUAUCGGCUGCAUCUUCACCCUAAACCUGCUGGUGCCCGAUGCUGCUCCUGGGGAGAUUGAUGCCGCAGUCGCCCAGGUCCUGGUCGAGGGCGGUGACGCGAAUGCAGGCAAUGACUUGGACUUGGUGGAAAGCCUCAUUCCCAUCUGCCAGGCUAUCGGAGUAGAUGUCGGCGCCGGUCAGCAAGAAGAAGAAGAAGAAGAAGAAGAAGAAGAAGAAGAGGUCGAGGAAGAGGUCGAGGAAGAGGUCCCCACCGGCACCGGCGUAAACAUCCAGACCUUCACAGGCGCCCUCGGCGGCCCCGCCCCGCCCGUCAUCUCCUCGGCCGCGAACGCAGACCGCCCCUUCGAGGUCAACGGCAACACCUUCCAAAACGCCGCCGCCGCCCUCUCCCGGUCCUGCGCCAUCCAGAACAACGCCUGCUUCAACGCCGCCAACGCCGGCCGGCUGGCCGAGGGCACCGCCGCCUGCGCCGCCCAGGAAGACGCCUGUCUCGCCGCCGCCUCGCUGCGCAAGAUGCGCCGCAACGCCCGCGCCGUCACCUAUUCCCCCAACGGCCGCUUCCGCUUCGCCCGCGCCGAACCCCGUCUGGCCAGGCGCCAGGCCCUCGACUUUGGCUCCUGCUUGGAUCCCAGCAUCCGCUUCGUGGAGGGCCUCGACGGUCGCGCUGAGGCUAGCUUCGGCCCCGCUGGUGACUUUGACCACGGCUCUGCGCUCAAUGUGGAUAUUAUUACCAGCUUUAUUUGCGGACAGCUUGCGAGCCGCUGUGGUGCCGAUGCUGCUGCUGUUGAGGCUUGUGAAGAUGGUUCGGCCGACGCGAGUGGUCUGGAGGGACAGGCUGCUGCUGAUGCCUUCAAUGCUGCUCUCGGUGUAUGAUAAAUCUAGGAAUGGCACGAGUCUGGGGAUGAGAGAGGAAGAAACAUGGGGAGUA